This is a messenger RNA of Stylonychia lemnae, 1092 nucleotides long. NCBI's taxonomy places the organism in Eukaryota, Ciliophora, Spirotrichea, Sporadotrichida, Oxytrichidae. The record is from the annotation of a GenBank genome assembly.
AUGGAGUUCGAUAUAUUAAAUGAAAUAUUGACUGGCACAGUCGCCCAGCUCUUCACAGAUUUGUCUAAGCAUGCCAACUAUAUGAAGACCUCUUCUUAGAUGGGACAAGAUAAGAGUGAAAUUCCAAAGUAAUUUGAUUUCUACAGUGGAAGUGGUCUCAGUGGAUCGUAUGGAGGAUCAGGCAGCAGCCUUACUAAUAGCAGUGAUAAUGGAGGACGCCACUCUGUUGACUCUAAUAUUUAAGAAUGGAUUCAAGGAGAUGCCAAGAUAAAACUAUAAGAUGCUCUCUCAAAAUUAGGGUUGGAUUCAACCAAGAUCAAUGGAAAGCAUCUAAUGACUUAUUCAUUGGAAGAGCUAAAUUUAGAGAAGAAAAAAGUGAAAAAUGAGUUGAAGCAGUACGAUUAGAGUUUCCUGAAUAAGUUCAAUCGUCUUCCUAAUAGACCAGAAAAGGAGCCAAUGCGUAACAUUUAUAUGUACUACAAAAGAUUAAAACAAGCAAUUACAAAAACCUAAGCUAUUGGAGGCGCAGGAGGCCAAGGAAGAAGUUAGUCAAUGGGUGCUGCCCGUUAAAACCCCAGAAAUGGCUAUAUAUAAAUGGGUUCACAGCCUUAGCCACAACAUUAGAGUAUGAGUUAACCUCAAACAAGAGCAAGUUCAAUAGCUUCAAGUGGCCAAUUAUCAAGUGGCUACCUGUCUGACAAUGUUGCUAAUCCAGAGGAGUAGAAAUAUGAGGAAGAUAAAUUAGUGAAUGCACAAGUUUCAAGCUUAGUGACGAAUACUCAGAGCAGCACAACUGGAGGUAGCUAAUCUGAUAGUCAGUAUCUGAUGAAGAAGUAUAAUCUUAGAAGUAUAUUUGACGCUGAGAGGAAGGCAGUAGAACUAAAAAAUGAAAGAAAAGGACUUAGGACCAAGCUAGACAAAUUCCAAAAAGACUUUGAAACAAACCAUAAAAGAAAAAUUGCAUAUACAAAAGACAUUGCUCCAGUAGCAUCAGAGUUUAAGAGAUAUAGGGAACUUAAGAUUGAGUUGUAGAAAUUUGAGGCAAUUCUUGCAAAUUAAUAUGAUAAGAAGAAUAAUACUGCCUUCUAAUGA